Phascolarctos cinereus (koala) is the source of this 1541-nucleotide messenger RNA. The record is from RefSeq and is a predicted model, not a curated record. NCBI's taxonomy places the organism in Eukaryota, Metazoa, Chordata, Mammalia, Diprotodontia, Phascolarctidae.
GGAAGAGUCUGAGCGGUGCCAAGCGGAGGAUGGAAUCCCAGAACUCGCGUUUGGACGGUGGCGGGACGGGGUGAGGAGGGGCCGCCGAGCGGUGAGCGCGGGCAAAAUUGAGAGACAGUAAAAGCAUGCGAGGCAACAGGGACCUCGAGAACAUUGCCCUUGUGGCUACAGAUACAGAUAUCUGGAGAGAGAUUUUUCACCACAGCAAGCUUUUCAGGAAGAAUGUCUUUUAACAAAUUCAUUGGAUGAAUGUUGAAAUUUCCUCAAAUCAGUAGUCAUUUCACCACUACUUCAAACUUUGCUUAUGGUUACAAAACAUACCAGAGUUCUGUCCAUUUAAUGAAAAGAUGGCAUUCCAGUUUAAUUUUACUAUAGACAGCCUCAUAGAAAAUGAAUUACCAGCUCUUGGAGAUGAGGCCUUAGGCCUGGAAUCUUCAGGAAAGACAUCAGUCUUAGAGAGUCAAAAAGGAAAAAUGAAAGAGGGAAAAUGGUCCUCAAAAGAAUGUGACUUAUCUAAGGAGCCUUUGUGGGGAUGCGAAUUGUCAGCAGAAGUUAAAGCUUCUCAAGUCUAUGACAACUCACUGGUUAAAUCAGAUGAAAUCGUAAAGGAUCCAAAAGAAAAGCAGCCUGGUUUGAAAGUGGCCAAAGAACACGAUAUCCCUGAAGAUUCAAAGAAAGUGGUAGAAAAUAAAGUGGUAGAAGUUUUACCAGAUCUCCAACAUGUAAACUUGUCAGGAGUGAGAAUGGCCUCUUUGAAGAACAGCUCUUGUGGAGAAGACAUAGUAUCCCAAAGCCUUUCUUCUCACUCUGAUCUCAUCACAGGUGUCUAUGAAGGAGGUCUGAAAAUCUGGGAAUGUACCUUUGACCUUCUAGCUUAUCUAGCUGACGAAGAAGUGCAGUUUGCUGGGAAAAGAGUGUUGGACCUUGGCUGUGGAGCAGGGCUUCUGGGUGUAAUUGCCCUCAAGGGAAAAGCUAAAGAAAUCCACUUUCAAGAUUAUAAUAGCACUGUAAUUGAUGAAAUAACCAUUCCAAACGUCAUGGUGAACUCCGCUUGCGAAUGUGAAGAUGUUGACGUAAGCGAGCCCGGUUUGAAAAGGCGGAGGAACUCAAACCCGGCACAAGAACUUUUAAGCAAAUGUCGAUUCUUCUCUGGGGAAUGGUAUGAGUUUUCCAAACUUGUCCUAAGCAGCAAAAAAACCUUUGCAAAAUAUGACAUCAUUCUUACCUCUGAGACCAUUUACAAUCCAAGCUACUACAGCGCUUUCCAUCAGACUUUAGCUAGUUUGUUGGAUGAAAAUGGACAAGUGUUUUUAGCCAGUAAAGCACAUUACUUUGGUGUUGGAGGUGGUGUUCAUCUCUUUCAGAAGUUUAUAGAGGAAAGGAAUGUAUUUGAAACGAGGAUACUCAAAAUAAUUGAUGAAGGACUAAGUAGGAUCUUAAUUAAAAUAACCUUUAAGCAUGCCCAUUAAAGUCCAAAUGCAGUACCUUUUUUUCAAAAUGUAUUAAACUAUUGACUAAAAGAUUUUUGCUCCAAGAAUCAA